AUGGCCUGCGGCUGUCUCGUGUCGCGCAAUCGUCAACUACUUGCUCACAAGACAUCCAGAACAACUCAUGGGCCUUCUCUUCCUGCAGUUGGCAUCUGCGGUCCCUGGAGACGAAAGAAGUUGCGUCGAAAGGUGACCAGCGACCCCUGGAAUGCCUCCACGACGCUUAACCAAAACAACUACAUCGACAGCGAUCUUUUGCCCAGCAUGCAGCCACAGCAAUUGAGCUAUGUGGAACAGAGUUAUAUUCACUUUCAUUCAACGCCUUCCUAUAAUGAAUUUUUAAUUGACAGUACGACCAACGCAGAUGCCUCGGCUCGGGAUUCCCUGAUCCUGCCAAAUAGAGCCAAAGUCGGUGUUGGUGUCAGCCCCUCGAGCGCCCGGGAUGCAGCAAACGAGUACACUUUACAACGCAUUACCCCCAGCGAACGUCAGCGGUCUUACGAAAAUGCCAUUGAACCGUGGGACCCUCAGUACCUACCAUCAGCUAAAUUAGAACCGAAAUCGCAUUUGGAAGCGAUUACUGCGCAUAGUCAUAAGCCGGAGUUUUACAGCGAACCCUCGAAUAUCAGCGAAGUCCCACCAAAGCCCAGCAUCUUGCUACCAGUUUCUUCUGCUAUUGGACAAAAUACCAGUUUUCUGCAGGAACGGACGGUGAGUGGAGCUGGAUUCGGAGCGGGGACUAGUAUUGCCGUCUCACCAGAUGGCAUGCAUACUUUUCUCAAUAAGUCAGUUUUCGAGGCUUCCACCAAUGAAAUGCAGCUAGAACUGAGUCCCAGGGGGACCGGUGAACUGCGUGGCACCAACCGUCAGCGGAACAUUAAUGGAGUCACGUUGGGCAGAGACGCAGAUGGCCCUUAUCCACAAACGAUGGCGCCCAAUGUGACCAACCACCAUCAAAUCCCUUCCCCAAAUUAUCAAAGAAUCACUCCACAUCGCAAGAAUACAAUGUCCCCGCCCUCUGCCAGGACAGAUAUGCCCUCAUCCGAAGUCGUACCCCACAGGGGAAACUCCAACAAUUCGGACUUCUACUGCCGCGUCCGAAAUGUCUAUGUCCUCCCGGAAUUCUCCUACUGUAUUUCAGCCCCAGAUGACCGGUUGGAGUAG
Messenger RNA from Dibothriocephalus latus, 1107 nucleotides. The record is from the annotation of a GenBank genome assembly. Lineage: Eukaryota; Metazoa; Platyhelminthes; Cestoda; Diphyllobothriidea; Diphyllobothriidae.